Messenger RNA from Colletotrichum abscissum, 231 nucleotides. RefSeq lists its product as uncharacterized. NCBI's taxonomy places the organism in Eukaryota, Fungi, Ascomycota, Sordariomycetes, Glomerellales, Glomerellaceae. The transcript has 3 exons. The record is from RefSeq and is a predicted model, not a curated record. Bases 1 to 231 code for a protein of 76 amino acids.
AUGAUCCGCAGACCUAUGCCUGGCGUGUCCAACGUAGACGGUGGACGAGCUAAUACUGCCUCCGGAAUACCUCCCGGCGACACCAACUGCCUGGUGAACAUUGCGGACUUCAUGUUCGUACAGGGCGACGUCCCCACGCUGACCGCGUACAUGAUUGCAGCGGACCAGCACGACGCCUGCUGCAGCAUGCUGCGGCCGCGUCCAACGGCCGCCCAUCGCAUCGAGCUAUGA